UUGGCUGGUGCGGUUUGAACAAGUUAUAAACGGUUUCAGCGGGACUCUUGUGUUGUGGGACAGUCAUUAAAGUGGGAAGCCCCUUGUUUUACCAAAUUUAUUUUUUUGCGCAAGUAUGCGAUUGAUGUAGCUUUUAAAAUUAGCGGAACAACGAGCAUCAUAAACUCGGAACAUCCAAGGUCGUCACCAUGAACGCCUUAUUAUCAGUGAGAUCACUGAUGCAGAUGUUUGAUGGCAAAGUACAAGAUUUCAUUGGUGAAAUCGAUAAUGUCCACAAGGUUUGGCUUGAGGAGAUCCAACAAGAAGCCAAUCGUAUGUUCUCAAGAGAUUUUAAUACCGAACCAGAGUUAAUGCCAAGAACGCCAUCACAGAAGAAAAACAGUCGCAGGAAGCGUGUCUCUUUGGGCCGUCAAGAGGAAAAUCAAGCAAACCGAAGAUUCUCAAAGGGAAGGCGCAGUAACCUUCGUGGCUCCUCUGUUAAAACGCUGCACUUCAUUGCUGAAGAGGAACCGGUUUCUGAGAGCUCCACCUCUGAAGCCAGCUGCACCACACAGCCCAAACGCACCACUCGCAGGAAAAAACUGACAAACCCUGAAGUGGUGGAUGAUGUGAGCCAGUCACCUCAUGGCAGCAAUCAAGCUGAGGAGGCAGAGCUGAUGGAGAAAGAAGAGGUGAUCAAAACUAAAGAGGUGAAUGACGCUGAAGUUGAAUCGAAUGACGUAGGUGGCAACGCUCAGCCUCCUGAGUCAUGUAAGAUACACUUACCUGAAGUUGUUGUCAGCGUCUCUCACGCAGAACGCUUGUCUGCUGAGCUUGCUAAAGAGCGAGAGCCCUCUCCGGGCCGUACAGCUGCUAAGAUUGCAAUAGCUGAAACUUCUCAAAGCUCACGGCGUAGCUCUGUGCGGUGCUCCCUGAAGCUACGUCAUUCACUCGCUGGUCUGCGGCACAGUAUGACCCAGGAAUCUGUCCGCCGUGCCUCACGGCGCUCCAUGCUUAAGAGGAAAGGUGCUCGCACGGGCAACUCCACAUGUAGCAGCAAAGUUAGUGAGGACUCUUGCAUGGAGGAGGAGGAGGAGGAGGAAAUGGAGAAGGAAAAAGAAAACAGAGAAGUAGCGUCAGAAGCUGCGCCUGAAAAAUCUCAGGGAACUCCAGAGGGUGUUCAACCAUCUCUUGUGCGCGUUACUCGUUCUGUGGCUGCAAACUCGCCCAAACUGGCGCCCCCGUCAUUGUUUAUUAGUGCGAUGAAAGUGAGCACUCUUAACAGAGCAAUUGUCGCUAAGAAACAACAGACUUCCCUGUCAGCUCUGAGGUCAAGCCGCAGCACUAAACGUAAAGCACCUGAUACUACAGAUGAAAGUCCCACAAAGAGGUUCUCUCCUCCCAAGAAAAGUCAGAGUGCAAUCAAACCCCACAUGAAAUCUUUCCUGCACACCGUCCAUAAGAAUCAGAUGCUGAUGAUGACUCCAAAUUCAGUCGGCCGGACUGCUGUGAUCAAGUCCUUCAUCAAACACAACACUCCUCUGAGGAUUGAUCCUAAGACAAAAGAGCGCAACAAACUGGAAGCUCUUAAAAAGAAGCAGGAACAAGAAGAGGAAAGGAUGAGGAAGAUGGAGGAAGAUAAGAAGAAGAAACAGGAGGAACUUAAAAGGAAGAGGGAUGAGAGGUUAAGGAGAGUAUUAGAGGCCAAAGUAAAAGAAGAGCAGAGGGAGGAAGAAAAGAAGAAGAAGAUUGAGCAAAAGAUGGCUCAGAUUGAUGAGAAAAAUGAUAAGCGUCUAGCGGAGGAGAAGGCCAAGAAAAAGGUGGCCCUGAAGCGUCAAGAGGAGCUGGAACAAAAGAGGAAAAUGGAAGAGGAUGCCAGAAAGAAGAUUCAGCAGGAGGAAGAAAAGCGGCAGCAGGAGUUGCUGGCUAAGAAGAAGGCUGAGGAAGAGGCUCGGAAAGCACUCGAGCUGGAGAGAGAGAGGGAACGCCAAGCUGCUGCUGAAAGGGAGCGAGUGGAGAAAGAAAAAGCUCUCGCUCUGCAGCGUGAACUGGAGAGAGCAGCGAGGGAGAAAGAGAUGAGGGAACUGGAGGAGAAGAGGAAGGCUCUUGAGGAAAAAAGAAAACUGGAGGAGCAGCAAAGGCUGGCAGCAAAAGAGAGAGCUGCUAAAGAGCUGGAAGCUGCUAAGAAGAGGGAGGCUGCUGCUCAAGAGGCUGCUAAGACACAGACGGCUGCUGGCCUAAAUGUGACUGUGGAUAUUGAGCGCUCUGUAAUCAGCACACCUGUAGGAAAAGGUGGUGGCCUCAAUGUGACUGUGGAUAUUGAGCACUCCUCACCACAGUCAUACGCCAUCACACCAAAGGGUGGCGAUAAGCCUUUGAUUUUGUCCAAAAGUUCAGAUGAUUACGGGAUGGACCAAAACAGUGAUGACUCUACUGAUGACGAGUCUGCACCAAGGAAGCCCAUUCCAUCCUGGGCAGAAGGUCCCAAUCUGCAGCAGAUAAUAAUGAAGCAGUACUUCAGCCCUCCUGAUCUGGACUCUUUCUUUGGAACAAUUGAGCCACCACGACUGGAAAACAUCUUUUACAAGACCAAGCCCAGAUAUUUUAAACGCACCAGCUCUGCGGUGUGGCACUCGCCUCCAGGUGGAAAGUAACAUCUGUGUACUCAUACAGAUGUUUACACUGCUGUAUAAAGUUAAAAUUCUGAAAGUCUGUUUCAAAUAAAGUCAUGUUUUGUUUUGUU
Molecule: messenger RNA, 2722 nt
Organism: Archocentrus centrarchus (flier cichlid)
Lineage: Eukaryota; Metazoa; Chordata; Actinopteri; Cichliformes; Cichlidae
Gene: incenp
Product: inner centromere protein
Exons: 20
Coding region: 189-2633 (814 amino acids)
Biological process (GO): meiotic spindle midzone assembly; mitotic cytokinesis; metaphase chromosome alignment
Cellular component (GO): chromosome passenger complex; nucleus; kinetochore
Source: RefSeq, a predicted model, not a curated record